UUGAUCUGAUGGUGUUCAUGGUGGCAUGUGCCGACUUAGACACGUAUUACGUAAAAUUGAAAUGAUCUUUUAAAUAGAUGGCUUCAGUAAUGUUUCGGCUCAGCUUUUGAGGCCAAUUCGUGCGUUAUUAUUCAUUUGAUAAGAUGCAGGAUGUAGCAAAAGUAAGCGUGUCUGACAGCGAAAAGGAGACACAAUCCAGUCUUAAUUCAGACUGCAACUCAAUAGUGGCAUCCGACACAAGCAGUCGAAAUACGAAUAAACACCCAACAUUUGCCCAACUAGAUGAUAAAUGCUCAUCAUCAGCCGAGUCAGAAAGUGAAGACGAAGACAUUUCAGAGGUGGAGUCCUUUGUUCUUGGAGACGCUGAAGAAGAAGUUGUUGUGGCCAGUCUAGACAAUCAAUUUCUACGAACUGCUGCUGCCGCCGCUGCUGCUGCUGGAGGUUCCUCUGCUGCAAGAGAACUUGUUGUGGGACUUGAGGCUGCUGUGGCUGCUGCUGGUGUGGGUGACGCUGCUCCUCAGGGCUCGCACUUUGACCCCGAAACCCAGGCUCGACUAGUAGCUCUGCUAGAAGCAGCUGCAGGUGGUUGUGCAGGACGCAGCUUAGUGGAAGCUUGCAGUGACGGUGACGUUUUGGCAGUGCGGCGUUUGCUGGAUGAGGGUCGGUCUGUGCACGAAACCACAGAAGAGGGAGAGUCUCUUCUGUCGCUCGCUUGCAGUGCUGGCUACUACGAUCUGGCUCAGGUCUUGCUGGCAAUGCGAGCCAAUGUCGAGGACCGUGGCUUUAAGGGGGACUGCACUCCUCUGAUGGAGGCAGCAUCUGCCGGCCAUGCUGAUAUUGUGCGACUACUCCUCAGCCAUAAUGCUGAGGUGAACGCACAAUCAUCCUCGGGAAACACACCGCUGAUGUAUGCAUGUGCUGCUGGCCACACAGAGGUCGUGAAGCUCCUUCUUGAACACAACGCUAAUGUCGAGGACCACAAUGAGAACGGCCACACACCACUCAUGGAGGCCGCCUCUGCUGGACAUGUAGAAGUGGCGCAGCUGCUGCUGGAAGAAGGCGCUGGCAUCAACACUUCAAGUGACGAGUUCAAGGAAUCAGCCCUGACGCUCGCCUGCUACAAGGGCCACAUGCAGAUGGUAGAGUUCCUGCUAGAUGCUGGUGCUGACCAGGAGCACAAGACUGAUGAGAUGCACACGGCUCUCAUGGAGGCCUGCAUGGACGGCCACGUCGAGGUCGCAAAACUGCUUCUAGACCACGGCGCGCAGGUUAACAUGCCGGCUGACAGUUUUGAAAGCCCCCUGACCCUCGCCGCGUGCGGUGGCCACACCGUGCUCGCUCACCUGCUCUUGGAGCGUGGCGCUAACAUAGAGGAAGUCAAUGACGAAGGCUAUACUCCACUCAUGGAGGCGGCUAGGGAGGGGCAUGAAGAUAUGGUCAGACUCCUCCUUAAAUUGAAGAUCAGGGAUAAGGGCAAUAAAAAAUCACCAGAAUCUCAGUUACCAAAAUUGCGGGCAUCAAUCCCUGCUGCCAAAGUCAAUGUUCAGACGGAAGAAACUCAAGAGACUGCACUCACCUUGGCUUGCUGCGGGGGCUUCAAGGAAGUGGCGCAAAUCUUAGUUUCUCAAGGAGCAGAUUUGGAAUUGGGAGCUUCUACGCCACUCAUUGAAGCUGCUCAAGAAGGGCACCGAGAUCUGGUCGAAUUUUUGCUUAGUAAAAGAGCUAAUGUGAAUGCACAGACCUCAACGGGUGACACCGCUCUGACGUACGCGUGCGAAAAUGGACACACAUCCGUGGUCGACGUUCUGCUGCGUGCUGGAGCAGAUCUUGAGCACCAAAGUGAGGGAGGACGCACACCUUUAAUGAAGGCUUGCCGCGCUGGUCAUCUGUGCACAGUUCAGUUCCUAUUGCUGAAGGGAGCGCAAGUAAAUCGUUCCACCUCCGAGAACGACCACACGCCUCUCAGCCUUGCCUGUGGAGGAGGUCACCUUAAAAUUGUUGACCUCUUGUUGACAUACGGCGCUGAUCCGACUCACGUCUUGAAGGACAACUGCACGAUGGUGAUGGAGGCUGCAAAGGGUGGCCACACGGCCGUGGUGCGGCUGCUGCUCGAGUAUCCGAAUAAUGUGGGGCACGUCAGUGCACAGGUCGCUCCUGGGGCUGCGCUCACCGGGCUGUCUAGCCUCCCUCCUUCUGAUCAGCUGUCUGCUGCUCACGUUGGUUGUGGCGGGGACUCGUGCCUUGCACCAAGCACCACCGCGAGCACCAUAAGUCACAUGAAUUGUAGUGGCAGCACCUGCCGGCUUCCUCCUCCCCUGCCUUCAGUGCCUUCCUCGGCGGAAAGUAUGGAGUCCAAUUUUAGUGGUACUGCAAGCGGGAACUCCAGCGUGGGCACGCACUGCAGCACAUCCAAGUGCUCCGUGAAUGAUAAAGGAACUAACGCCUCGGUGGCAGAGGCCAUGGCAACUGCUUACGCACUCGGUGUUUCCUAUGCCAUAUCUUCAGCCACCAACACCCCUGCGGUAUUUUCUACGACGCCCAACACGAACUUUGCAUACACACCGGCAGUUGUUGCAGCAGCUAAGCCUGUGGUACGCCCAGCCAACCCUACCAAUAAGGCUAAGAAGCAACAAAAAACGCCAAAUAAUCCCGCCUCAUCGGCUGUCUCCGUACAGCAGCAAACUAAAUUAAUUGAAGAGCUUCAUCGAGUGGAGCAGAGGCUUGAGAAGCAUGUCAAGCUACAGCACCAGCCAUGUCAUGAACAUGCAAAGCUGAGGGCUCAACAGCCAUGUCAUGAACAAGCAAAGCUUGAGGAAAAGUUGGAGACAGUGGAAAUGAUUCAGCAACGAAUUGACGAGAAUACGCACGCUCUCUCAAGGGAUGUAGAUGAGCUAAUGCAGGCUAUGGACAAUAUUUCUAGCUCGUGCAGCAACAGCUCCGUGAGUGACUCGACAAGUAGCAGUGACAGUGCCGUCAGUGCUAUUGGUGUCGAUUGUAACGUUUCAACCUCGAUGAGCAGUGCUUUGCAAUUCCAGUCAUCUCCUUUGCACUCACUAGCCUCCCUUGCCACGCAUACUGUUGAGACCCAAACUGGCAGCUUUAUUCCCUCUCAUAACUGGAUGGUUGUGCCUGGUGUGGUGCCGGCCGGUGUCAUACCGGGUGUUGUGCCGACACUUGGCAUCCAUUCCUCUGCAGGAAGUGGCUCCAUCACGACUCCUGAGCCCAUUUAUUCUCCCUCACAAUCCGGCUUGACAUCUGUUGGUAGCAUCACUCCGACCUUACCUCUGAGUCUUGCCGUUGAAGGUUGUUCUAUGGGGUUGGCCGCCACUCCAAACGUUUCAUUGGCAUCACUGGCAUCGACUGCCCUGUGUCAUCCUGACUCUCAACUAACUCAACCUCCUCCCUGCUUUAUGCCGACCUCACCUGCUGCAAACGCCAUCCCGCAAACAGUUCCUCCUCCACAUUACACCACCACAACUACCGUGCCCGUCUCGGAAAGGAAGAUUAUGGUUCCAUCUUCGAAGAAGAACGACCGUAAGAAACAAAUAAAACAACAGCAACUGCUUCAAAUGCAAAUUCAGCAGCAACAGCAGCAAAUGCAACACCAAACGCAAGCUAAGGGCGCAUCGCCUGUUAUUUCAAAUAAAAGUGCAGCUGGCUGCUUUGCUUCCCCUCCUUGCUCCAGCCACGGGAGUGCCUUGUCAUCAGUUGUUGGUGGCAACAAUAUCAACUCCAAUAAUGUCUCUUCAAUUACUGGUAGCGCGAAACCUCGGGGUGAUAACAAGCGCAGUGUGCCCAUUGACUGUGAUUGCGGCAUGCCUCAUCCCAAUAACCCCGUCUCGUCACUGGCAAGCAUAAUGUCGGAUGAUUUGCUUCUAACUCACAAGAUUCCUGCAGGUCUUUUCCAGCAACAAACCAGCGUUCCAACGUCUGGUGUCUCUAGUGUUUCUUCUAUGAAGCCAGAAGUUCGGCAAUUUCUCGUGCAACAACAGGAUCACAUGCAGGGAGCCAGUAAUGUUUCUAAGAAUGCACCAAUGAAUGUUCCGUGCAGUCAGUCCUUUCCUUCGGUAAUACCUAACAAGAACUCGCAGACUAAUCUGUCUCAUUCUAUUCAGUCAUGUGGGUUACAGUCAUGCGUUCAGUCUUGCCAAGGUGUUGCAGAUCAAUCACAAGGCGUUGUGGGCGCUAUGCAAGUAGGCGCGCUUCAGUCUGCAGUUCAACCUAAUCCUUAUUCCCAAGCUGCUCCCCAAGGCAGUAAUAAGAAAACCAAGAAACAACCCAGAAAUCCUUCUAAGCUUGAACGAGAGACGAGACUACAGCACCAACAGCAACAAGAUCAGUUGCAGCACCAACAAAUUCAUCACCAAAUCCUGCAACGCCAGCAGCAACUACAAGCACAACAGCAGCAGCACCUGCAUCAUCAUCACGAUCAGGAACAGCUGCAGCAGCUACAGCUGCAACACCAACUAGCUGCUGCUCAGGUUCUUGCAAACAAUCAAACUGUAGACAGCAACGGAGGACUCAUUUACAACAACUCCUUAUCAUCAGUGACAGCAAUUGGUCAUGAUGGAGGUGUUGCGUGUGCUAGCGGUACAUGUAACCUGGCAGCGAAUGUGGGCGCUCUUCACCAUGGCCUAUCAAUGAACGAGGCCGCCUCAUUGCUGUUGGAUGCCGAUCCUGCUACAGCCGCCAAAGUCAUAAUGGCUCGAUGCCCCGAACUCGCAUCUCCUCAAGUGUCACUGGACAACACCCUAGGGGAGCCUCAUCUUACGACCGAAGAGUUCCACCAGAUGCAGCAGCGUGUAGCCACUCUAGCUGUUGGGUCCACGGGCUCGACUGCAGAGUACUUACCUGCUGACGGUGUUUGCACCCCAGAGUACGCCUUAACGGGCGCUGAUGUGCAUCCCGUCGUGGGAUGCAGAACUCCCGAAUUGUGCCCGGCUCAAUACAACGCUGCUACCGCGGGUAUACCUCCUCAGGCGCUCAGCAAUGUGGUGGAGGUCGAUGCCGCGACUGACAGCAACCGUGACACGGCUCUCACCCUUGCCUGUGCUGGCGGAUAUGACGAGCUAGUCCGGCUUCUACUCAGCCGAGGCGCAAAUAUUGAGCACCGUGACAAGAAGGGCUUCACGCCCCUGAUAUUGGCGGCGACAGCAGGUAAUGUCAAGGUAGUCGAGACGUUGCUUGUUCACGGCGCCAACAUCGAGGCUCAGUCGGAGCGCACCAAAGACACGCCGCUCUCGCUUGCUUGCUCCGGAGGAAGGUUUGAGGUUGUGGAGCUGUUGCUCAACCGUAGCAGCAACAAGGAACACCGCAACGUCUCUGACUACACUCCCUUGUCUCUGGCUGCAUCUGGCGGCUAUGUGAACAUCAUCAAAUUACUCCUUGAUCACAAUGCCGAGAUUAACUCCCGCACUGGCAGCAAGUUAGGAAUCUCUCCGCUCAUGCUCGCUGCCAUGAACGGUCAUGCAGAAGCCGUUAAGACGCUGCUCAACUCGGGCUCUGAUAUUAAUGCCCAAAUUGAAACCAACAGAAAUACCGCGCUCACUCUAGCGUGCUUCCAGGGCCGUCACGAGGUCGUAUCUCUCCUGCUCGAUAGAAAAGCUAAUGUCGAGCAUCGAGCUAAGACUGGUUUGACUCCCCUGAUGGAGGCAGCGAGCGGCGGCUAUGUUGAGGUUGGAGAAGUGCUCAUAGCCAAAGGAGCUGACGUCAACGCCCCUCCUGUGCCUUCUUCUCGAGACACGGCGCUCACAAUCGCCGCUGACAAGGGUCACGUCAAAUUCGUGAAGCUCCUCAUUGAGAAAGGAGCGCAUGUAGAGGUAAAGAACAAGAAGGGGAAUUCAGCGAUGUGGCUUGCUGCAAACGGAGGCCACUACGAGGUUGUAGAAAUGUUAUAUUCCUCCGGCGCCGACAUCGACAGUCAAGACAACCGAAAUGUGUCGUGUCUCAUGGCGGCAUUCAAACGGGCUCAUCUGAAAGUCGUCAAGUUUAUGGUACGCCACGUGACGCAGUUUCCUUCAGACCAGGAGCUGCAGAGGUACAUAGCUACUCUUACCGAUGCUGAUAUGAUCAAGAAGUGCCAGGCGUGUCUUGAGCACAUCCGAGCCGCCAAGGACAAGCAGGCAUUGGAAGCUAACAAGAAUGCUUCUAAUUUGCUAAAAGAGCUCGAGAUUGAGUUGUCUCGAGAAAAAUCCAAGAAAGAAGCCGCCAACAGACGCAGACAGAAGAAAAAAGCAAAGAAAAAAGCAACAGAAGAAAAGAAGGAAGAGCAGAAAAAAGUUGUUGAUGAAGAUGAUGAAGACGACGAUGAAAAAUACGAAGAAGAGGAGGAAGAUGACGAAGAAGAGGAAGAAGAAGAAAUUGAACCUCCUCCACCGCCUCCAACUUCUCGACAGAAGAAAAACAAGAAUAACAACAAAGAUGCUCGGCGAAUUGAUAAAAAGCCUCCUCCAAACAAUCCAACAAAAAAUGAAAAUAAGGAUAAGCCGUUGCGUGGCAAUAAGAACUCCGAAGAGCGCCUCCUUCCUGACGCUGCUGGGGCCGAGGCCCGCGUUCCACGCGACGAGUGCUGCGGUGCUCCCGAAGAACGAGACAGCGGCAUCGACUCCAACAGCCAAACAAGUGCCACCUCUGAUACCAAAGUUCAGCAAGACAAAGACACUAAGAAUAAGAAGAAGAAAAAGAAGAAAGAGGCCGUUACUUGCACUGUUAGUAACAAAGAGAACUCUUCGAAUGCGUCUUCUGCAAAGCAACCAUCGAAUAAUUCUACUGCUGUGGAAAAUAUUUCUAAGAAUUUGAAAAAUAUUAAACUCAAUGAAGUGAAUGAAAAAAGCAAGUUAUUGACAUCACAGAGUAAUGGCAAGGAGAAUAAAGUUUUGUCUUCGAGCACGAAUCAUUCUAUCCCCUCCCUGUCGUCAAGCAAUUUAUUUUCUCUUAACAACACAUCAGCUAAAUCAGGUAGUGGCAUUUCAGAAUUGGAUACUUUCCAUGAUACUGUGUCAAGUGGCAAUGCUGGCGCCGUAUCCAGUCGUCUGUCCGAGCUGAACAUUUGUGGCAACCACAAUCGUAAUAAUGAGUUCCACGACAGCGUGGCUUCACUAGACACUUUUGGUGAGGCUAUGCCACCCAUCAUCCCUGGUCUCAUGUCAACACCUUCAAAUGUGCUUGGUGUUUCAGCUCUCAGCCCUAAGAAACUAACCUCAAGAGGACAGGAUGGUUGGAAAGAAGUCAAUCGGAAAAGCAAGAAAGUAAGCGUAGACAAUGCGGCCAUAAGUCGCAUUAUUGGUAGGGGAGGAUGCAACAUUAAUGCUAUCCGAGAAUAUUCAGGUGCUCACAUCGAAGUGGAGAAACAAGGUAAAAGCCAAGGGGACAGAAUGGUCAUCAUCCGAGGUUCCACAGAGGCUACCCGCAGAGCUCAGAAUUUGAUCACGGCUCUAGUCAAAGAACCUGAAAAAGAUAUAUCUGAACUUAUCCCUAAAAGCGCGCCUAAACCUUCAUCAAAGAAUGCCUCUAAUGCAACAGCUUCCACCUCCAAGUCGCUUCACGUUCUUCCGCUCUCUGAUCUGAUCCAAAAGAAACCCAUCCCAAAUCAAGUUUUAAAUGGUAAUGGCGCCGCACCAAAAUCUCUCUUAAAAUCUGCACCUGCUGCACCACCAAUUAUCAACAGUUGGGCUACGCCUGCCAGUGUUCCAUGCACCACAGCUUCGGUGUCUCCCAAGAAAGAUUUGAUUUCUAAGCAAAUACCAUCGCUUGUGAGCUCAACAACCAAUGGCUUAGCGAAUUCAAGUCUAGCUUUUAUGGAGUCUGAUCGUGCGCUGGUUAGCUGCCCUUCAUCCAUAAGUUCUGUCAACAUUUCAGGAACUCCAUUGAUGAGCGCUCCUACAAUGGCCGCGCGCAUCGCUGCGCAGUCUAAAUCGCCUGCUGCUCGUCAGCUAUUUGGCGGUGAUGCUGGUACUGCAGUCUCUUCAGUUCCCACGGUUGCUAAAUUGAACACAUCUCAGCAACAAUUAGGAUCAAUGGUUGCUCAGUCUCUAGCAAAUGAUACAGCGUGUAGCAAGUCUUUUACGUUGCCUGCGGGUUCUGGAAAACUGCAGCAACAGAGGAAAAAUUCACUUCAAUCCAAUUCGUCUACUACUGGACCGAGUAAAAUAGAUGCUCCCCAAGACCAUCUUAUUCAGCAACCCAUGCCCAUGAAGCCUCCUCAAUUCCUCGGCCAGCAAGCUUUGGAUCGGGGUUCUCCUGUACCGUCACUGGGCCCGUUAUUGACUGAACCUCAUAUUAAUCUUAAUAUUUUAGACAAUGAUGUGUCUCAGAACAUAAAUGGUCCCAUCUCGGCUACAAAAGCUCCAUCAUUCUGCCUGUUUGACACUAUGAGCCAAGUUUCUAACAACGUUGUAUGGGGUAGCAAAGAGCGCCCGCCGGUGAUGUACGAGCCGCUACCGUCAACGCCGGUGGAUGCUAGUCGGGCGCCGGGCUAUCGAGCUCCUGGUGCUCAGUCGAUUUGCAGCAGUAGCAGCAUCAGCACUACGAUCGCCGUAACAACUUCAAGCGGAAGCGUUGCGCGUAGUGCUCCUGGAACACCAGUGGCUUCGCAAAACGUUCGUGCUGUAACAUUGAACUGCAACAGGCAAUCUGCAGGUACUCCACCCCCGAUGCCAGCUCGGCCUGAGAUGUCUCAAGGCUUGCCGUACCCCAUCCAUACAUCCCGCACACCACCACCAUCAAUGUCAUCUCAAAUUCGUAUGCCAACUGCUUCCAUGGCAAUGCCUCUAAUUCAGCGUUCGUUUACACCACCUGCUUCUAUGCCAACUGCUGUGUCUUUGCCUCGCAUGCAGAGUGCGCCAGCUAGCACCUUGGCCCCAGGAGGCCCCAGUUCUGUUCGUCCAGAUAUCAGGCCCAUUCGAGCGCCCAUGCAUCAACCAGGAAACAACCUUGAUAUUAACUUCAUUUAUGAGCAGCAGCAACAGUUCCAACAACAACAGUACCAUAACAUGCAACAGCCACAGCUGCACGCAUAUUCCUCUUACUCUCAAUUGAGUUUGAUAAAUACUCCUCAGUUCACUACGCCUCAAACAAAUACGCAGCAUGUUUUCACUUCAAAUUUGCCACUUUCAGCAGCUCCUCAAAUUCAGAGUAACUUGAAUCCCAAUGCACCAGAUUUCGCCAGUCGCAACAGCAACUUUGUGUCUACAUCGUUCUCUCCUCGACCGCAGAUGCAGUCACGUCACUUUCAGAACAACACCAGCGUUGGCCCUGUGUGUCCGCCGUUUGUUGGCCUUAAUCUCAACUCCAUGGAUGCGUCAAAUCUUUCUGGAGUACCUUAUAGUCCAUGCGAUGUUGCAAGUUUGCUGAAGUCGUGCAAUCAAGGAGCUGCCAAUUCUGUGAACAUAUCGCCGCUUCAGCAAUCUCCUCACACCUCCACGCCCGGCUCUCCUACGGCAGGAAGCAGCCUCCAGGUGCAGCAGGACGAUAGGUUAUCAAAAUUACGGCCUAUUGGCACAGAGCGCGCGCAGAAGCGUUCAGAACGAACAGGUGUUAUGGUUCCUCCACCACCUCCUCCACUCAAUCCUAACGUUCAAGCUUCGCUUCUACAACACCCUGCGCCUUCUCCACUGUCAAUAGCAGCUUCCGCAUCAUCAGUUGUCGGUGUUGCUAAUGCCAAUGGAUCUGCCGUUCCUGGAGUACCAAUGGUUCCCAACUGCGCUGGUCCAGACAUGUGGACUUCUUCAACAAUGCUCUUGGCUGAUGAAUCGCCCAAUGCUCUAUUCAUGAGCUCGGCUGACAUGGAUUUGCAGCAAAAUUACUCGAACAUGCCAGUGUGGGCCCACUGGAAUGCCAACCUAAAUUAAAACACCUGUUACGCUGGAGCUGUGCAAAAUAAUUGUCACAUAUGUGACUUUCAACCGAGUCUGUCAUCGCUCUUCACGUUCUCGCUGUUUUCGCUCGGUACGAUGUCAAUGUGAUUUGAAUGCCGAAGAACGCGCGUUGUUCGCAUUUAUUUGCGCCGCGUUUCAUUGGCUCCCGACUCUAGAUUAGCUCCGAUACUAAAUUGGUACCUUGAAUUGAGCAUCUCAAUGUGCAUUAAACAAAAUUUGGCGUUUAUGGUGCGCCUAUAGUAUUUUAUCAAACUAUUUCGUGGUAUGUUGCAGAUAGCUUGAAAGAAGUUUAUGUGUAACAUUGAUUUUGAAUUUUGUAAACAGCUUUCUAUUGUAGUUGAUAAUAAUUUGAAAAGUUGCUGUGUUUUUCACCCUGUUAUUUUUCUGGACGAGACCGCGGCCUCUAUCGCGAGUAGAGCUUGAAUAUUUGUUUAGUUCAAUAGAAACAUUUAAGGUAUUCUCUAAGACUGAUGAAUUAAAGAGUCAAUUGGCAUCACGCGCGACUAGCAAGAGUCUGUAUAAUAAAUGUUGAUGUUUAUGAAGAUUUAAAGGCCAAGUCGUCAUUAUGCAAUGUUGCGUGCUUGGAUCGACGGUUCCUAGUUGCUUGUAUACUCAGGAGUGGAGGUCUGCAGGCGCUGCAUGUGUAGAGAAGGCCUCCCGAGGCGGAUCAGGUGGAACGUGUUUGCUUUGGAAAGAUGAAGUCGAUGCCCUUCUGUGUUAGCUAUUGCAAUUACAGAUUUCAAUUCAUUGAUACAUAGACAGAAAUUCUGAAAGGUUAUUGCUAAUUGAUACCUAUUAUUGCUACUACUUGAUAAGGUUUAGCCGUGUUUGUGCUCCUUCAAACGAUUGCUACAUUAUCCCCAGUGAUAAGGCGUAUGCCGUGAUCAUGAGAAGUUCGUGGAUGUUUCGUUCUUCUCGCUGCCGUUUGGUAUUGUCAGUCGCUCGGGCUUCGUAGCUUUACGCUUGUGUUUUGGAAGAUCGCGUGUGCAGUGAACUCCGCGUUCACAGUAGAAGCGAACAGUCCUGGAGUUCUGCCUGCACUUCAGGGUUGUUGAAUGCACCGCGUGAGAGUUUUGCUUCUACACAAGUUUUGCUUUAUUUUUAUUUCUCUUCAAUAUGGCCCCCCAAUGUUCCAUACGCUACAUUGUAAGCCUACUUGCGAGGUUAUUCCCAUGUCUCGAGUUCUCUGCUCAGAGUACGUCGAAGGCUUGCGAUUUGACGUAUGGUGUGGAUGAACCUUGGUGUAAUGCUCUCGCUGCUACGCCCUCGUACUAUUAUAACACGAUAAUAAAGAUUUAUCAAGCUGG
Messenger RNA from Hyalella azteca, 11182 nucleotides. It is a transcript of the gene mask, whose product is annotated as ankyrin repeat domain-containing protein 17. The record is from RefSeq and is a predicted model, not a curated record. Gene Ontology annotation, cellular component: cytoplasm. The coding region runs from base 144 to 9848 and encodes 3234 amino acids. Lineage: Eukaryota; Metazoa; Arthropoda; Malacostraca; Amphipoda; Hyalellidae. Gene Ontology annotation, molecular function: RNA binding; protein binding. Gene Ontology annotation, biological process: innate immune response. The transcript has 17 exons.